GAAGCAUUGUUUACAUUCGUGAUUCGUCGCUUCGGAAGAUUCCCUUAUCUGGAUUAUCUGUGCUUUACAGGGAAGAUUAAAGCUGAAAAAGACACGUUGUCACGAUGGCCCUCUCGAUCUUCAAAGAUCUGCCAGCGGAGCAUCCGCGGCACCUGAUUCCAUCGCUUUGCAGGCAAUUCUAUCACCUAGGAUGGGUAACCGGCACAGGAGGUGGCAUGAGCAUCAAACACAACGAUGAGAUCUACAUAGCACCAUCGGGCGUCCAGAAGGAGCGCAUGCAGCCGGAAGAUCUGUUCGUGCAGGACAUAACCGGAAAAGAUCUGCAGCUUCCGCCGGAGAUCAGAGGCCUGAAGAAGAGCCAGUGCACGCCGCUCUUCAUGUUGGCCUAUCAACAUCGCCAGGCGGGAGCCGUAAUCCAUACCCACUCUCAGCAUGCCGUUAUGGCGACGCUACUGUGGCCAGGAAAAACCUUCCGUUGCACCCACUUGGAGAUGAUCAAGGGCGUGUACGACGAGGCGGAUAAGCGAUAUCUGCGCUACGACGAGGAACUGGUCGUCCCAAUCAUCGAGAACACUCCCUUCGAACGUGACCUGGCCGAUAGCAUGUACGCCGCCAUGAUGGAGCAUCCCGGUUGCAGUGCCAUUCUGGUCCGACGACAUGGCGUUUACGUUUGGGGAAAGAACUGGGAGAGCGCCAAAACCAUGUCAGAAUGCUAUGACUAUUUGUUCUCCAUUGCCGUGGAAAUGAAGAAGGCCGGAAUCGAUCCGGAGAAGUUCGAGAGCCCCACAGGAAAUUGAGCUGAUAAAAAUACACACACCAUUAACCCUAUAUAAGCAUUAUACUGCAUUUAAUAUUUUAAAUGUUGUGGUAAUGCGAGGUAAAAGUAAUACAAGAUGUAUAAAAUGUUUUUUUAAAACAAAUUUUUGCUAAAUAUAAGAAAUUUAAAAAAACGCAAA
Messenger RNA from Drosophila rhopaloa, 956 nucleotides. RefSeq names its product probable methylthioribulose-1-phosphate dehydratase. Lineage: Eukaryota; Metazoa; Arthropoda; Insecta; Diptera; Drosophilidae. The transcript is spliced from 3 exons. Gene Ontology annotation, molecular function: metal ion binding; methylthioribulose 1-phosphate dehydratase activity. The record is from RefSeq and is a predicted model, not a curated record. Gene Ontology annotation, cellular component: cytoplasm. The coding region runs from base 105 to 797 and encodes 230 amino acids.